Molecule: messenger RNA, 1056 nt
Organism: Salpingoeca rosetta
Lineage: Eukaryota; Choanoflagellata; Craspedida; Salpingoecidae
Product: intraflagellar transporter IFT43
Exons: 8
Coding region: 1-1056 (351 amino acids)
Biological process (GO): intraciliary transport; cilium assembly
Cellular component (GO): motile cilium; centrosome; intraciliary transport particle B
Source: RefSeq, a predicted model, not a curated record
AUGCUUUCGUUCAUCAAGGUCGUUGAUAACCAGCCGUUUGACGAAGUCUACGAGGUAGACGAUCCGGAGGAAAUUGCCAGCAACCUUGCACACUCCCCAUCUCCUUCCCGCGCCCUUGUACCUGACCGCCCCGUAUUUGAACCGGGCAACACCCCUCCACGUUCCCCAUCCACAGCAGGCCGGAGUGAAUACGACGGAGACGUUGCAGCCACCGACAUGGAAGACGCGCUGGGCUUGGGCAGAACCUCGCAGCCAGAUGUGGCCAUUGAGGACGACUCGGAUUCACAGUCGGAGCAAAGUCAAAGCAGUUCAGAGCUCGAUGGAUCCACAUUGGCCCCAAAGCUUGAGGGGGCGUAUGACCCCACCGAGUACUCGUCCCUGAACGUCGGCGAUGAGAUCCAAGACCUCUUUGAACACAUCACCAGCUUUGAGCCCGAGGUGCUUGAGUUGGAGACGAAGCUGAAGCCGUUCAUUCCAGAGUACAUCCCCGCUGUCGGCGAUAUUGACGCUUUCCUCAAGAUACCGCGGCCCGAUGGCGUCGACCAAGGCCUUGGUCUCGUUGUUCUCGACGAGCCGUGCGCCGCACAGUCAGACGCGACGGUGUUGGAUCUGCACCUGCGAACGAUUGCGAAGACAACAAGCAGCAAGCCGACGAAGUUGAACCAAAUCAAGGACGCAGAACAGGACACAAAGGCAAUUGACACGUGGGUGACGAGCAUUGCAGAGGUGCACAGGGACAAGCAACCGCAGACGGUGCACUACACGGGUGCGAUGCCUGAUCUCGAGUCGCUGAUGCAGGAGUGGCCACCACAGAUGGAGGCAUUGUUGGACAAGGUGCAGCUGCCGUCCGGCGACCUCAACGUCUCUCUCCAGGAGAUGACAGACAUUGCAUGCGCGCUGCUUGACAUUCCCGUGCACAAGAGCCGAAUCGAAAGCCUUCACCUACUGUUCAGCCUGUUUGCGGAGUUCAAGAACUCACAGCACUUCAAGGCAGAAGAGGAAGAGGACGACGAUGCGGACGAAGCAGCCGGCGAAGACAUUGCAACGUUCGACUAA